This is a messenger RNA of Gastrolobium bilobum, 1225 nucleotides long. RefSeq lists its product as uncharacterized. The coding region runs from base 113 to 1024 and encodes 303 amino acids. Lineage: Eukaryota; Viridiplantae; Streptophyta; Magnoliopsida; Fabales; Fabaceae. Gene Ontology annotation, cellular component: Prp19 complex; catalytic step 2 spliceosome; post-spliceosomal complex. Gene Ontology annotation, biological process: mRNA 3'-splice site recognition; generation of catalytic spliceosome for second transesterification step. The record is from RefSeq and is a predicted model, not a curated record. The transcript has a single exon.
UGGAGAUUAGUUUUUAUUCCCUUCUCUUCUCUCUCCCUAGGGUUUUUCACUCACAAUCUGAAGGGAGAGUAGUGAAGCUGAAACAGAGGGGCUAAGGAAGAAGAAGAAAAAGAUGGCUCGUAACGAAGAGAAAGCGCAGUCUAUGCUGAACAGGUUCAUCACUCUGAAGGCGGAGGAGAAGAAGAAACCGAAGGAACGAAGGCCCUUCUUGGCCUCCGAGUGCCGCGACCUAUCAGAUGCUGACAAGUGGCGCCAGCAGAUCAUGCGCGAGAUCGGCCGCAAGGUCGCCGAGAUCCAAAACGAGGGACUCGGCGAGCACCGCCUCCGCGACCUCAACGACGAGAUCAACAAACUCAUCCGCGAGAAAUCCCAUUGGGAGCGCCGAAUCGACGAACUCGGCGGCCCCAAAUAUGCCAGACACUCCGCCAAGAUGACCGACCUCGACGGCAACAUAGUCGAUGUCCCCAACCCUGGUGGCCGUGGCCCCGGUUACCGCUACUUCGGCGCCGCGAAGAAACUCCCUGGCGUCCGGGAGCUUUUCGAGAAGCCGCCGGAGCUUCGGAAGCGGCGAACCCGCUACGACAUUUAUAAGCGGAUUGAUGCAAGUUAUUAUGGCUACAGGGAUGAGGAGGAUGGUGUAGUUGUGCGCGUGGAGGGCCCUGCUGAGAAGAAGAUGCGUCACGAGACAGCGGAGGAGUGGCGGCGGUUGGAGGAGAUAAGGAAGGAGGCGAGGAAGGGUGUGAAGAGUGGGGAGGUUGUGGAGGUGACUGCGGCAGUGAGGGAGCUGCUUCGUGAGGAGGAGGAGGAUGUGGUGGAUGAGGAGAGGAGGAGGGAGAGGGAGAUGAGGGAGAGGUUGGAGGAGAAGGAGAGGGAGUUUGUUGUGCACGUGCCGCUGCCUGAUGAGAAGGAGAUUGAGAGGAUGGUUCUUGAGAAGAAGAAGAAGGAGCUGUUGAAUAAGUAUGUUAGUGAGGGUCUCUUGGAGGAACAGAGUGAGGCUAAGGACAUGCUUAACAUUCAGCGUUAGUUUUAUUUUUAGUUCUCUCUUUUGUAAUUGACUCAAGAAUAGCACAUUUGGGUGUAGAUUUGUUGGGUCUUUUAAGUAACUUUGAUAUGUAGUUCACCCAGCUGAAAAUGCUAAACUUCCCCUUUGAUAUGAUUUUUCUCACUGGAUUUGUAUAUUUGAUAUUUUGACUGCAAUUACUCUCACCCUGACUGAUCUUGUGAA